This is a messenger RNA of Aedes aegypti (yellow fever mosquito), 2343 nucleotides long. RefSeq names its product thioredoxin reductase 1, mitochondrial. Lineage: Eukaryota; Metazoa; Arthropoda; Insecta; Diptera; Culicidae. Gene Ontology annotation, biological process: glutathione metabolic process; cell redox homeostasis; cellular response to oxidative stress. The record is from RefSeq and is a predicted model, not a curated record. Gene Ontology annotation, molecular function: thioredoxin-disulfide reductase (NADPH) activity; glutathione-disulfide reductase (NADPH) activity; flavin adenine dinucleotide binding. The transcript is spliced from 4 exons. Gene Ontology annotation, cellular component: cytosol; mitochondrion. Bases 420 to 2018 code for a protein of 532 amino acids.
CAAGCCAAGAUUGUGUAGCACACCAUUUCAAGCGAGAGACACAUAUUGCGCCGUUUUGUCGUCUCUCCGGAACCGAACAGACGUCACCGAGCAGGCUAGUGUACGACGAAACCUCACUGCGAUCAAUACGGUAUUUACAACACCCAGUUGGCGUGGUGAAAAUCAGAGAUUCUGCACUCGGUUUUUGUGGAAAUUCAGUGAUAAAAGUUUGUGAUAAACCAUCGCUUUGACGCACCAGUGAAACUGUGCAGCAGCUGUUACAAACAGACAGUGUUUUACUUCAUAGAAGAAGACCUACAAGAACCAACGAAAGGAUUAAAACAUGGCGCCCAUCAAUCCAAAACAAAUGUGAACGAUCUCUCGAGUUCCAAUCCGAAUGCUAUGAAUUCAAGGACUAUCGGGAAGCUUAAAUUACGCCCAUGUUUAAUACAUCGACAUCAGUAUCGCCGAGUGUAGGAUUUUUUCUGCUCCAGCAGUUGCUGUUCUCGUAUUCAAAUAUAUGCCCGCUGAUAGAUCCGAUGUCAUCGAAUGCUUCAAUAGAGGAAAACUUUGACUAUGACCUCGUCGUUAUCGGCGGUGGAUCCGGGGGUUUGGCUUGCGCCAAGGAAGCCGUACAAUUCGGCGCCAAGGUUGCGGUGCUGGAUUUUGUAAAGCCCUCCCCUCGUGGAACCAAGUGGGGUCUGGGUGGAACCUGCGUCAACGUGGGAUGUAUCCCCAAGAAGUUGAUGCACCAGGCAUCCCUGCUGGGAGAAGCUAUCCAUGAUGCCCAACCGUACGGUUGGAAGUUUGCUGAGCCGGAAUCGGUCAAGCACGAUUGGGCAACCCUUACCGAGUCGGUGCAGAAUCACAUCAAAUCCGUUAACUGGGUGACCCGCGUGGACCUUCGCGACAAGAAGGUUGAGUAUGUCAACGGGCUGGGCUACUUCAAGGAUGCCCACAACGUGGUGGCCGUCAUGAAGAACCAAACCGAACGGGUGCUGAACACCAAGAACGUGGUGAUCGCUGUCGGUGGACGGCCUCGGUAUCCCAACAUUCCCGGAGCUCUGGAGCACGGAAUUACUAGCGAUGAUAUCUUCAGUUUGCCACACGAGCCCGGCAAGACUCUGGUCGUUGGUGCUGGAUACAUCGGCCUGGAGUGUGCCGGUUUCCUGAAAGGCUUCGGCUACGACGCCACUGUGAUGGUGCGGUCGAUUCUGCUGCGUGGAUUUGACCAGCAAAUGGCCACCAUGGUAGGUGAUGCAAUGGUUGAAAAGGGAAUCAAAUUCCUGCACAAGACUCAGCCACAGUCCGUUGAGAAGCAAGCUGAUGGCCGUCUGCUUGUGAAGUACCGUUCCGAUGACGGAACCGAAGGAUCCGAUGUGUACGAUACCGUUCUGUUUGCCAUUGGUCGUACCGCGUGUACCGAUGACCUGAAGCUGGAUCAGGCCGGUGUUGUUACCGCCGAGGGAGGCAAGUCUGACAAACUCGAUGUGGACAGCUUCGAGACGACUAACGUGCCCAAUAUUUUCGCCGUUGGUGAUGUGUUGUACAAACGGCCAGAACUGACCCCGGUUGCCAUCCACGCUGGUCGCCUGCUGGCCCGACGAUUGUUCAACAACCAAACCGAUAUCAUGGACUACGCGGACGUGGCCACCACCGUUUUCUCCCCACUGGAGUACGGCUGUGUUGGCAUGAGCGAAGAAAACGCAGAAGCCAAAUUCGGCAAGGACAAAGUCGAAGUAUACCAUGCCUACUACAAACCCACGGAAUUCUUCGUCCCUCAACGCAGCGUACGGUAUUGUUAUCUUAAGGCAGUGGCCCUGCUCGAAGGCGAUCAGAAAGUCCUCGGACUACACUUCCUGGGACCGGUUGCCGGAGAAGUCAUCCAAGGUUUCGCAGCCGCUUUGAAAUCUGGCCUCACCAUGAAGAUUUUGAAGAAUACCGUUGGUAUUCACCCGACCGUUGCGGAAGAAUUCACUCGUCUGUUGAUCACCAAGAGCUCAGGACUGGAUCCAACUCCGGCCACGUGCUGCAGUUAAGGAGCGGCAAACCACCACACUUGAACAAAACAUUUGCCUUUCGAUGCUCGUGUAUUGUUGUAUUAAUUAAUUUUCGUAGGACAACAGGAAACAUCUCAAUCAAAUUGGGAUUCACUGUUUUUUUCCUGUUGAUGAUACGUACCACUAAAAUCAACUGAUAGUUUAGAUAACACGCUAAAUUGUAGGACUGCAAUGAACAUUCGAAACAGGUAAGCAAGCAAAGUUCGAUAAAAGUGAGAGGGACUUUGAGUUGCGGUAUAUCAUCUUGUGUACUUUUUUUGUGUCGCAGAAAACACGUCUGAUCAAUAAAAUCACAAUGUUAAUA